AAGAAGUCACUUUUCCACGGUUCUCCUAUCUGACACGCGCUCAGUCUGGAAAAAAAAUCAUUUUUUAAAAAUCUGACAUACUUAGUUGGACUCGCGAGUUUGGAGCUGUUUGUUUUUUCUCGCGCUUACAGAAACAUACUGGAUUUUAGCUAUGACUAUCAUUAAGCCAUAUUGUGCGUCGUUUCUCUCUUUUUCACUCGAAUCGGGGAUGCAAAUCUGAUCCAAAAUGAAGUUUGGGAAGAAUAUAUGCAUCCUAAACGUUGGUGGCACCAAGUAUGCUUUCACAAGAGAAGUUAUAAAGGAUUUUCCCCUCCGACGAGUGAGCAGACUCCACAGCUGUUCCUCUGAAAAAGAGGUCUUGGAGGUAUGUGAUGAUUAUGACCGAGAGAGGAACGAGUUUUUCUUCGACAGGCACUCCGAGGCGUUUGUCUUUAUUAUGCUUUAUGUGCGAUCUGGAAAGCUCAGGUUUGUCCCGCAGAUGUGCGAGCUUUCCUUUUACAACGAGAUGAUCUACUGGGGUUUGGAGAGCUCACAUUUGGAGUUUUGCUGCCAGCGACGAUUGGAGGAUAGGAUGUCCGACACUUACACGUACUUUUCAGAGGAGGACAUCAAGGCUGAGGUGGAGUCCAGAGGUGAGGAGGAUCAGGUCACCAGGUUCGCCUCCGAGAGAGGGAACGCGCGGUGGCUGGAGAGGAUGCGGAGGACUUUUGAGGAACCAGCUUCCUCAGUCGCUGCGCAGAUCCUGGCAUCAGUGUCAGUGGUUUUUGUCAUUAUGUCUAUGGUCAUCCUCUGCGCGAGUACUCUACCGGACUGGGAUACAGCAAAAAACAAUACAGUCGAAGAACACAGGUACAUGCAUGAAUUCAACUUCUGUGGUCUGUGGAUCAUCGAGGCAGUAUGCAUUGGCUGGUUCACUGCUGAAUGCAUAGUGCGCUUCAUUGUCUCAAGGGACAAAUGUGAGUUUGUGUGCCGCCCCCUUAACAUUAUUGACCUCCUGGCGAUCACUCCUUACUACGUGUCUGCCGCUGUGACAGCACUAACAGGAGAAAACCCUCAACUACAGCGAGCAGGAGUCACCCUGCGCGUACUACGAAUGAUGCGAAUCUUUUGGCUAAUCAAGCUGGCGCGUCACUUCCUCGGGCUGCAGACGCUCGGCCUGACACUGCGCAGGUGCUACCGCGAGAUGGUCAUGCUGCUGGUGUUCGUUUGCGUCGCGAUGGCGAUAUUCAGCGCCCUGGCACAGCUUUUGGAGCACGGCCUUGACCUGGAGACUAGCAAUGAGGACUACGCCAGCAUCCCGGCAGCCUGCUGGUGGGUUAUUAUCUCCAUGACGACCGUCGGCUAUGGAGACAUGUACCCCAUCACCAUUCCGGGACGCGUGCUGGGUGGCGUGUGCGUUGUGAGUGGCAUUGUGCUGCUGGCUCUGCCCAUUACCUUUAUCUACCACAGCUUUGUGCAGUGCUACCACGAACUCAAAUUCCGCUCAGCACGCUGCGUGCGAAGUCUCUCUUCUGAGUUUCUCAACUAACUGUAGCAUAGAUCGUACUGAGAACCUGCUGGUCUUCAGUGUAGUAACAUCACCUGCUCUUCUGUGCCUUUAUGCUGAACCAAGAUCUGAAAUAUAGUGAAAUAAUGCGCUACUUCUGAUGUGGAAAAAUCAGCAUUUAGACUCUCUUUGCGAAACUAUUAUAUCCAAAUAAUAACACAAGUACCUCUGUACUCAAGGACACAUUCUGGAAUUCAUUGAUUUUGGACAAUACAGGCAUUUGGAACAAUUUCUGACUUACAGAAUAAGACAAAAGAGACGAAUCCCCAGCUCAAAGCUGGAAAGUGCACAAUAAAGCAUUACAAUCCAAAGGAAAUACAAUAGCCAAUGUUUGUGUUGUAAACCCCUUCCUGUGUGAAUGAAGAAAACCGAUCCAACAGCAUUUCCCUUGUAUGAAAUGGACAACUGUGGCAUUUGACGACUACAGAUGGCCAGGCUGCCUAGAACGGGCAUCUGGCGGGACCUUGUGUCCUGACAGUGCUCCAGCCUAGAGGGAGCUUACACGAAUUCUCAUGUUUCCAUGGAGAGGUCCCUCCGACUUGUUAAAUCAUUAAUUCAGCUCCCAAUAAAGUGAUAAAGCAAGGGGAACUAAAGUGAAAGGUUUUAGAGUGGCCAAAUAGAAGCAUUUGAGCAUGAUACGGAAGCGCAAGUACUGUGAAAAGGCCUGCUCACACUAAGGACGGUAACUGUAAUGAUAACAAUAAAGAUAAGUGCCCCUGCAGUCACAAAUUUUGUCUCUUAAAACUCAUUUUUAAUAGCAAAAUGAUCAUUUUCCUCCAUUAAAAUAUGUUUUAUCUUAAAAUGGCUUGAAUAUAACUUUAAACGCUUACCUCAUUUAUAGUAUAUAUGACCCUGGACUACAAAACCAGUCAUAAGGGUCAAUUUUUCAAAAUUGAGAUUUAUACUUCAACUGAAAGCUGAAUAAAUAAGCUUUCCAUUGAUGUAUGGUUUGUUAGGAUGGCUGAGAUACAACUAUUUGAAAAUCGGGAAUCUGAGGGUGCAAAAAAAUCAAAAUACUGAGAAAAUCGAUCUUAAAGUUGUCCAAAUGAAGUCCUUGGCAAUGCAUAGUACUAAUCAAAAAUUAAGUUUUGAUAUUUAUGUUAGGAAAUUUAGAAAAUAUCUUCACGGUACAUGAUCUUAAUAUUCUAAUGAUUUUUGGCAUAAAAGAAAAAUCGAUAAUUUUGACCCAUACAAUGUACUUUUGGCUAUUGCUACAAAUAUACCAGUGG
This is a messenger RNA of Onychostoma macrolepis, 2775 nucleotides long. It is a transcript of the gene kcng3, whose product is annotated as potassium voltage-gated channel, subfamily G, member 3. The record is from RefSeq and is a predicted model, not a curated record. NCBI's taxonomy places the organism in Eukaryota, Metazoa, Chordata, Actinopteri, Cypriniformes, Cyprinidae. Bases 227 to 1528 code for a protein of 433 amino acids. Gene Ontology annotation, cellular component: membrane; voltage-gated potassium channel complex. Gene Ontology annotation, molecular function: protein binding; delayed rectifier potassium channel activity. Gene Ontology annotation, biological process: potassium ion transmembrane transport; protein homooligomerization. The transcript is spliced from 2 exons.